Molecule: messenger RNA, 768 nt
Organism: Penicillium arizonense
Lineage: Eukaryota; Fungi; Ascomycota; Eurotiomycetes; Eurotiales; Aspergillaceae
Product: SDR family NAD(P)-dependent oxidoreductase
Exons: 3
Coding region: 1-768 (255 amino acids)
Molecular function (GO): oxidoreductase activity, acting on the CH-OH group of donors, NAD or NADP as acceptor
Source: RefSeq, a predicted model, not a curated record
AUGGCACCAGACACUCUUUCUCUUGCUGGCAAGGUUGCCAUUAUCACGGGUUCCGGCCGUGAAAAUGGCAUAGGAGGCAGGAUUGCUAAGACGCUUGCCCUCAAUGGUGCUGCUGUUACCAUAAACUAUGUUUCUGAGAAAUCAAUUUCUCGUGCAGAAGAAGUUGCUCAAUCGAUCCGUGAUCUGGGUGCUCGGGUUGCUAUCAUAAGAGGUAGCAUUGAAACUCAGGAAGGGGCCUCCAAGAUUGUGUCUGAUACAAUGGAGGCUUUUGGUGUCGACCAUAUCGAUAUCCUAGAGCAUCUCCAGAACCAUUUCGGCAUUAAUGUGUUUGGGACUCUCUAUAUGACGCAGGCAGUUGUUACUUUGGGAAAGAUGCCUCGUGGUGGUCGGAUCAUCAAUGUUGGAUCGUGUGCGUCAAAGAUGGGCGUAGGAGAUGGUAUGGGCGUGUACGGCGCGACAAAAGCAGCAACAGAUUACCUUGCUGCAUCAUGGGCCUGGGAGCUCGGACGCAGCCGCGGGAUCACCAUCAACAGUAUUGGACCUGGUCCUGUUGAUACUGAUAUAAUUGGCGACGGUGUUGCGCAUGUGACAGACCCGUCAAUUCAUAAAGAUCUAUUCAUCACUCCAUUUGUCAAUCUUACCAGGGCUGAAGAGCGUGUGGGCACGACUGAUGACGUUGCUGAUGCCGUCCUUCUACUCGUCAACGAGAAGAGCCGUUGGAUCACCGGUCAAUUCAUCUCAGUGAGCGGAGGUAUCAACGUCAUGUAG